AACAACACCGUAGGGGGAAAAAACAUUUGACAGUGUUUGUUUUAGGAUUCGUGAAGUGUUUCCACAAUGUCUACGAAAGCAGAGCAAUUUGCCUCUAAGAUAAGAUACUUGCAAGAGUAUCACAACCGCGUGCAACACAAUAUUUACCCCGUGCCCUCCGGAACAGACAUUGCAAACACAUUGAAAUACUUUUCCCAAACCCUGCUCAGCAUUCUGUCCCGCACAGGCAGGAAGGAGAACCAGGAAGCAUCCAAUUUGGCCGUGCCCAUGACCAUGUGUCUUUUUCCUGUGCCAUUCCCACUCACCCCAUCUCUAAGACCACAAGUCAGUUCCAUCAACCCUACAGUUACUCGCUCCCUCCUUUACAGCGUUCUGCGUGAUGCCCCGUCAGACCGCGGGGGGCAGGGGCAGCAGAGUCGGGACGCUCAGCUCUCAGAGUACCCCUCUCUGGACUAUCAGGGGCUCUAUGCGACCCUCGUGACCCUGCUUGACCUGGUGCCCCUGCUGCAGCACGGUCAGCAUGAUCUUGGACAGUCCAUAUUUUACACAACAACUUGCCUCCUGCCCUUUCUCAGUGACGAUAUUCUCAGCACUUUACCCUACACUAUGAUCUCCACUUUAGCUACAUUCCCCCCAUUCCUUCACAAAGACAUCAUUGAGUACCUGAGCACCUCUUUCCUCCCCAUGGCUAUAUUGGGUUCCACUAGAAGAGAAGGGGGCGUCCCAGCAUAUGUCAAUCUCUCUGCCUCCUCCAUGCUAAUGAUUGCUAUGCAGUACACUUCCAACCCAGUAUACCACUGCCAGUUGUUGGAGUGUCUUAUGAAGCACAAGCAGGAAGUCUGGAAGGACCUGCUGUAUGUCAUUUCGUACGGACCAUCCCAAGUCAAGCCUCCAGCCGUGCAGAUGCUCUUUCAUUACUGGCCAAACCUAAAGCCCCCAGGAGCCAUCAGUGAAUACAGUGGACUGCAAUACACAGCCUGGAACCCCAUCCAUUGCCAACACAUUGAGUGUCACAAUGCCAUCAAUAAACCUGCUGUCAAGAUGUGCAUCGACCCCACCCUCUCUGUUGCACUGGGAGACAAGCCCCCUCCUCUAUACAUCUGUGAGGAGUGCAGCCAAAGGAUAGCAGGAGACCAUUCAGAAUGGCUUGUUGAUGUGCUCUUGCCCCAAGCUGAGAUAUCUGCUAUUUGUCAAAAGAAGAACUGUAGCUCUCAUGUCAGGAGGGCAGUUGUCACCUGCUUCUCAGCUGGUUGCUGCGGGCGCCAUGGCAACCGACCCGUCCGCUACUGUAAGCGUUGCCAUGUCAACCACCACAGCAGCGAGGUGGGGACUGCGGCGGAGACCCAUCUGUACCAGACCUCCCCACCUCCCAUCAACACCCGCGAGUGUGGGGCAGAGGAGCUGGUGUGUACUGUGGAGGCUGUUAUCAGCCUACUGAAGGAGGCAGAGAUCCACGCGGAGCUGCGUGAGUUUGAGCUGAACAGGCGUCGUCAGAUGGGCCUGUCUGCCUCCCACCACUCCCUGGACAACAUCGACUUUGACAACAAGGAGGACGACCAGCACGACCAGAGGCUCCUCAGUCAGUUUGGCAUCUGGUUCCUGGUGAGCCUGUGCACCCCCAGUGAGAACACGCCCACUGAGAGCCUGGCGCGGCUGGUGAGCAUGGUGUUCCAGUGGUUCCACUCCACAGCCUACAUGAUGGACGACGAGGUGGGCUCCCUGGUGGAGAAGCUCAAGCCACAGUUUGUCACCAAGUGGUUGAAGACCGUGUGUGACGUGCGCUUCGACGUCAUGGUGAUGUGCCUGCUGCCCAAGCCGGUGGAGUUUGCCAGGGUGGGGGGUUACUGGGAUAAGUCUUGCAGCACGGUGACCCAGCUGAAAGAGGGGCUGAACCGGAUCCUGUGCCUGAUCCCCUACAAUGUGAUCAGCCAGCCGCUAUGGGAGUGCUUCAUGCCAGAGUGGCUGGAGGCCAUCCGCACUGAGGUGCCUGACCAGCAGCUCAAGGAGUUCAGAGAAGUGCUCAGCAAAAUGUUUGACAUUGAGCUGUGCCCUCUGCCCUUCUCCAUGGAGGAGAUGUUUGGGUUCAUUAGCUGCAGGUUCUCGGGAUACCCAGCCUCUGUGCAGGAGCAGGCUCUGCUCUGGCUGCAUGUGUUGUCAGAGCUGGACAUUGUGGUGCCUCUGCAGCUGUUGAUCGGGAUGUUCUUUGACGGGGUGAACUCAGUGAAGGAACUGGCCAAUCAGAGAAAGACUCGAGUCUCAGAUCUAACUGGUGAAAAUACUGAGGCUCGGAGGGAAAGCGUGGUUUCAGAUCCAGGCCAUCUUGGGCCGCACAACACUGUGAGCCCGUUCCCCAGUCCGUUCCGGAGCCCAUUCCGGAGCCCCCUGCACUGCAGCCCCUUUAAGAACCUGGGCCAUGCUACGGGACACUGUGCCCUGGACCUGGACUGUGAUGACGAUGACAUGAACCUGGGCUGUUUCAUUCUCAUGUUCGACCUCAUCCUCAAACAGAUGGAGCUCCAGGAUGACGGUGUGAUGCUCGGUCUGGAAAGCAGCCUGGGGAAGGACAUUGUGGGCAUCAUCAACAAUGUCUUCCAGGCCCCGUGGGGGGGCUCCCACACCUGUCAGAAGGAUGAGAAGGCUCUAGAGUGCAGCCUGUGCCAGUCCAGCAUUUUGUGCUACCAGCUAGGCUGUGAGCUCCUGGAGAGACUCACCCCCAGGGAGGAGAUACGUCUGGUGGAGUCAACAGACAUCUUGGAGGACACAUUGCUGUUGCCUCAAGUGUUUGGGCCUGAACAACGGACAAAGCAAGGGGCAGAGGAAGCGGACAACCCUGCCAGCACACACACUGACAACCCUACAAUUCAAAGUUACUCUCCUGACAACCCACCAAUGAAGAAUAAUGCUGAUAAGAAGUUUUCCUACCAGCAGCUCCCUGUAUCUCUCAAGCUAAUAUACACUAUUCUGCAGGAAAUGUCUAAGUUUGAGGAGCCUGAUAUCCUGUUCAACAUGCUGAACUGUCUGAAUAUCCUGUGUCUCCACGGAGAGUGUCUGUACCUGGCCCGUAAGGACCACCCCCAGUUCCUGGCCCACAUCCAGGAGAAGAUGCUCAUUCCCAGCCUGUGGACCAUGCUGAAGUCAGAGUUCUGCCAGCUGGCCUCCUUGGCCGUGCCCCAGCUCCUGCAUGCCCUCUCCCUCUCCCAUGGAGCAGACAUCUUUUGGAACCUGGUGGACAGCAACUUUAACAGCAAGGACUGGAAGAUACGCUUCGAAGCAGUGGAGAAGGUGGCGGUGCUCUGUCGGUUCCUAGACAUUGGUUCUUUGACGAAGAACCACCUGCUGAAGUACUCCCUGGCCCAUGCCUUCUGCAGCUUCCUGGCCUCUGUGGAGGAUGUCAACCCGGCUGUGGCCACACGCGCCAGGCUGCUGCUGGACACCAUCAAGAGCCCAGCACUACAGGGCUUGUGUCUGUGCCUGGACUUCCAGUUCGACACGGUGGUGAGGGACCGACCCAUCAUCCUCAGCAAGCUGUUGAUGCUGCACCACCUGAAGCAGGAAGUCCCUGCCCUCAGCUGGGAGUUCUUUGUGAACCGCUUCGAGACGCUCUCCCUGGAGGCCCAGCUCCACCUGGACUGCAACAAGGAGUUCCCUUUUCCCACUACCAUCACAGCUGUGCGUACCAACGUGGCCAACCUUAGUGAUGCAGCGAUGUGGAAAAUCAGACGGGCGCGCUUUGCCAGGAACCGCCAGAAGAGUGUGCGUUCCCUCCGUGACAGCAUCAAGGGCCCGUCCACAACCAAGCGAGCCUUCUCCCUCCCAGAGACUCUGUGUAACCGACUACCUUUAAGGCUUACGAGGCAAGAGCACUCUGCCCCGACUCUGGGAGAUAUGAUAGAGAAAGUCCUGCCAGGCCACAGCCCCUCAAUGGAGGAUGACUCGGUCAUCAGGGACCUGCUCCCAGAGGAUGCUGGGAUAGAUCACCAGACGGUGCACCAGCUCAUCAUGGUACUCAUGAAGUUCAUGGCCAAAGACAAGAGCAGUGCUGAGGCAGACAUCGGCAGUGCCAAGGCCUUCAACUCGGUGAAGCGCCAUCUGUAUGUGCUGCUGGGCUAUGACCAGCAGGAGGGUUGCUUCAUGAUCGCACCGCAAAAGAUGAGGACCUCCACCUGCUUCAAUGCUUUCAUUGCUGGCAUCGCACAGGUGAUGGACUACAACAUUGGGCUGGGGAAGCAGCUGCUCCCCCUGGUGGUCCAGGUGUUGAAGUACUGCACCUGCCCCCAGCUCAGACACUACUUCCAGCAGCCGCCGCGUUGCUCUCUCUGGGCCCUGCAGCCACACAUCAGACAGAUGUGGCUCAAAGCCCUGCUGGUCAUCCUCUACAAGUACCCCUACAGGGAUAUGGAUGUGAGUAAAGGGGUUCUGCACCUGAUCCACAUCACCAUCAACACCCUGAAUGCCCAGUACCACAGCUGUAGGCCCCAUGCCACUGCUGGACCCCUCUAUAGUGACAACUCCAACAUCAGCCGCUACAACGAGAAAGAGAAAGAGGAGGACAGUGUGUUUGAUGAGUCUGACGUUCAUGACACACCAACUGGAGCAGGCAACAAGGAGUCUCAGACCUUCUUUGCCCGUCUGAAAAGAAUCGGUGGCAGCAAGUCUGUCAAGUACCAGCCGGUAGAGCUGAAUGCCCAGAAAAGUGAAAUUGAGCUGUCUGAGUACCGUGAGGCGAGUGCAGUGCAGGACAACAUCUUGCACUGUGUGAGGGAGGAGAGCACCAGGAAGAAGCGUCUGCAGGCCAUGCACAAGCAGAAGUCCCUGGACAUUUCCAACACUGACUCCAUCCUCUACAACCUGGACGAGCACCGACGCAAGUCCUGCAUAGACCGCUGUGACCUGCAGCAUGGUACCCCCGGGCCCCCCUCCUCCACCACCUCCCACCCCAGGCGGACAGGGGGCCAUGGGAAGGGCUCGUCAGACGGCUCCUCAGGCCGAGCAGAGGGCAGUGACCACCAGGACCGUUCAGGAACCCGGGGGGGCCACUCAGACUGCUCCAGGCCUGUCAUCCCAGAGGUGCGCCUCAGCUGCAUGGAGACGUUUGAGGACAAGGCUGACUUGGACUCCCCUCUUACAGGCGGCUCUUCUGCAGAGAAGGAGGACCAGGACCUCAUUGAUCUCUCCUCCGACUGCACUUCAAUCCCAGAGAAGCACUCCAUCCUCUCCAUGUCCGACAGCGACUCCCUGGUGUUUGAGCCCCUACCACCACUGAGGAUCGUGGAGAGUGACGAGGAGUUUGACCUGAACAUGGUGAUGGGCCCCAGGCUGAAUGGGAGUGCCAGGCCCCCUGCUUCCCCUGCCAGGCCCUCUGCCUCCCCUGCCAGGCCCCCUGCCUCCCCGGCCAGGUCUGCUGCCCCCCCUGCCAAGCCCGUUGCCUCCCCUACCAGGCCCACUGCCUCCCCUGCCAGCAGAAGCACCGUGUGCCUGUCCCCCAUGGUACAGGUGAGCGUGGAGGACUGUUCUAAGGAGAAGAGGACCACAGACUCCCCAUCAAAAGAAAGCCCCCAACAGCCUCUACAGAGGAGGCCAUGCUAUGCAACCCCCACUACCUCCCUGGAGCUGCCUGACCGGUCAGUGCACCCUGGCCUGGAGAGCCCCAUGACUCUCAGCUUACAACAGAAGAGGGACCUGCUGAGGAAGACCCCUGCUGUCCCUGACACCUCCCUGGAUGACUUUGUGCAUCCUGAGGACUUGAAGGCAGGGGUGGGUCUGGGGACCAGUCCGUCUGGCAGAAUGAUCUUCCUGGACAUCCCUGAGGACACAGUUGAACCCCUCACCUCUCUGGAGGGGAACAACAACGACGAAGAGGAAUAUUAUGAAGAAGAUGAUGAGGACCUUGAUGACAGUGACUUUAAACCCGAUGAUGAUGAGAACGGCGAGGCAGAGUUUAAGAUCCAGAUAGUUCCCAGGCAACGCAAGCAGAGGAAGAUAGCUGUGAGCGCCAUCCAGAGAGAGUACCUAGACAUCUCCUUCAACACCCUGGACAAGCUGGGUGAGCAGCCCACUGACACAGAUCACAAAGUUCUGUCUCCCCUGGAAAAGCCACGGGAAUCGGCCUCAGCCCCCACCCUUGAAGCUGCUAUCCCAGAAACAAGCAACCGCUCUUCAGUAUCAACUCAGUACCGUCAGGCAAAGCGAGGCUCGUUGGGAGCUCUAACCAUGAGCCAGCUGAUGAAGAGACAGCUGGAGCACCAGUCCAGUGCCCCUCACAACAUCAGCACCUGGGAGACAGGCCCCACCAAGACCAGCCUCCUAUCUGCCCCCAGUACAGUCAGCAUGUUUGUGCCUGCCCCUGAGGAGUUCAUUGAUGACCAGCCCACCACCAUGACUGACAGGUGUCGUGACUGUGGUGCGGUGCUAGAGGAGUAUGAUGAGGAGACCCUGGGCCUGGCAGUGGUGGUGCUCUCCAUGUUCAUCCACCUCAGCCCUGACCAGGCCGCUCCACUGCUGCUGGACAUCAUGCAGUCUGUGGGCAGGCUGGCGUCUAGUGCUAAUUUCUCUGGGCAGGCUGAGAGCAUGCUGAUCCCUGGCAACGCAGCAGGUGUGGCUAAACAGUUCCUCCGCUGUGUGUUCCAUCAGCUGGCCCCCAAUGGCAUCCUGCCCCAGCUCUUCCAGAGCAACAUUAAAGAUGGAGGGUUUCUGAGAACAUUGGCCUUUUCCCUGAUUGAUUUUAAUGAACUGAGUUCUGUGGCUGCACUGAACCAGCUGCUGGAGGGUCUGAACAACAAGAAGAGUCUACCAGCAGGGGGCACCAUGCUGCACUGCCUGGAGAACAUCGCCACCUUCAUGGAGGCCCUGCCCAUGGACUCCCCCAGCAACCUGUGGACCACCAUCUGCAAUCAGUUCCAGACCUUCCUCACUAAACUACCCUCUGUGCUGCCUCUGAAGUGUCCCCUGGACUCCAGUUUGAGGAUCAUCAUUUGCCUGUUGAAGAUCCCCACCACAAGUGCAACCCGGAGCUUACUGGAGCCCUUCUCCAAACUGCUGAGCUUUGUCAUCCAGUAUGGAGUGUUCAGCCUCUCUUACCUGGUGGAGCUGUGUGGCCUCUGCUACAAAGCCUUCAAUAAGGAGCGAGAUAAGUUCUAUAUGUCUCGUAUUGUGGUGCUGGAGCUUCUACAGGCUCUGAAGUUCAAGUCUCCUCUACCCGAUACUAACCUGCUACUGCUGGUCCAGUUUGUUUGUUCAGAUAUUGGUACGAGGCUAGCAGAGUCUACUGUUCUCUCAAAACACAUGAUCUCAUCUCUUCCAGGGUGCACGACAGCAGCAAUGGAAUGCAUGAGGCAAUACAUCAGUGAACUUCUAGACUUCAUAGCGGAUAUGCACACGCUGACCAAACUAAAAAGCCAUAUGAAGGCGUGUUGUCAGCCACUGCACGAGGACACGUUCGGAGGGAACCUGAAAGUGGGCCUGGCACAGGUAGCUGCCAUGGAGAUCAGCAAAGGCAAUCACCGUGACAACAAGGCAGUGAUCCGUUAUCUGCCCUGGCUCUACCAUCCCCCGUCCGCCAUGCAGCAGGGACCUAAGGAGUUCAUUGAGUGUGUGUCCCACAUCCGCCAGCUGUCCUGGCUGCUCCUGGGCUCCCUGACCCACUAUGCCCUGCACCAGGGCUCCACCUCCUGUAUGCCCAUCCCCCUGGAUGCUGGCUCACACAUCGCUGACCACCUCAUCGUCAUCCUCAUUGGCUUCCCUGAACAAUCCAAGACGUCAGUGCUGCACAUGUGCUCCCUGUUCCAUGCCUUCAUGUUUGCCCAGCUGUGGACAAUUUACUGUGAGCAGUCGGCGGCCACUCCGGCCCUGCAGAACCAGAAUCAGACAGAGUUCUCCUCCAACGCCAUUCUGACCGGCCUGGAGUUCUGGAGCCGCGUCACACCCAGCAUCUUGCAGCUCAUGGCCCACAACAAAGUGAUGGUGGAGAUGGUGUGUCUACAUGUCAUUAGCCUGAUGGAGGCUCUACAAGAAUGCAACUCAACUAUCUUUGUGAAGUUAAUACCUAUGUGGUUGCCCAUGAUUCAAUCUAACCUAAAGCACCUGUCUGCUGGUCUACAGCUGCGGCUGCAGGCCAUCCAGAACAGAGUGAACCACCAGUGUGUGCAGGGCCAGGCGGCCGGGGCCCUGCCCUUCGCCCUGCGCAAGUGGCUGCAGUGCACACAGUUCAAGAUGGCCCAGGUGGAAAUCCAGUCAUCCGAGGCUGCCUCACAGUUCUACCCCAUGUGACCUGCCCACCUCUCACUAUGGGAGAUCCUCCAAGACCCAGUCCUCCUCAGGACCAGCAUGCAUCUGUCUGCCUGACCAUACAUAUCAGGAAGUCGACUCCUGCAUAAACUGACUCUCACCGUCUUAAGACACUGCUUCGGAUGUAAUCAUCUUCAGCACCUUCUAAACUUUGUAUAUCUAUACUAUUCUUUGGUGCAAUGAAAGGAUAGGUGAGUACAGGUUGGGCAGGUGUGCAGAUGUAGGGGGAUCACAGUUCUGUAGAUAGCAGGUUAGAUUUCCAACAUGCUGUGUGCUGCAUCAGAGGUCAGAACAGACGGAGAGAAUAUAUAGCAGCAGAUGAUAGUCUGGAUGAGGAAUGCUGAAGCUCAGACUUGUUCACUUGGUGAUGCUCAUGGUCUAUAUGUUCAGUUGCUUGGUUGCAAGCCUGAUAAAAAUAAUAAAAUCAAGACACAUUUUCUAAA
This is a messenger RNA of Oncorhynchus masou masou (cherry salmon), 8726 nucleotides long. Its product is annotated as protein unc-79 homolog. Lineage: Eukaryota; Metazoa; Chordata; Actinopteri; Salmoniformes; Salmonidae. The transcript has 51 exons. The record is from RefSeq and is a predicted model, not a curated record. Gene Ontology annotation, molecular function: protein binding. Bases 67 to 8265 code for a protein of 2732 amino acids.